AUGGCACCCAAGCGAGCGCAGGAGGGCUGGGUGGCGCGGGUGCCGCCGUUGCCGGAGCUGCCGCAGGUGGAGCCGAGGCUCGUGGCCAAGCCCAGGCUUGGGGAGGAGGUGGAGGCACUCUUCGCGGAGGCGGAGCAGCUGCUGGCGCGGGCCAGGCGCAACACCCGGCUGCAGGUGCUGGAGGAGGAGGUGCGGCGCCAGGCGGCGGCGCAGCACAUCGGCCGGGCCUGGCAGGCGCAGAGCGCACGGCGCAGGCACAAGGCCGCCGGGGCCAUCCAGCGGCGGUUCCGGGGACUGCGGGGCCGGAGGUCUGCUGAUGAGGAGAAGGCGAGGCAAUGCGCGUGCCGACUGCAGCGCUGGUGGCGCCGGAAGAGGUUUCAGCUGGCCUGGCUGCGCACAGCGCAGCAGCGCAAAGCGGCGCUGAAGCUCCAGUCGUGGCACCGAGGCAACCGCGCCCGGCAGCAGGUCUAUUCCAUGCUGGUGGUGAAGUCUCGUGCCGCCCUACGGGUGCAGUGUGUGUUCCGGGGCCUCCGUGCGCGCGCACAGUUGAAGAAGCAGCAGCGCUGCGCACGGAAGAUCCAGGCCCACUGGCGUUGGAAGCGGCUCUGGCAGGCCUACGUCCGCAUGCGCGACCGUGGCCGAGCAGCAGUGCGGCUGCAGAAGGCGCUGCGGGGCGUUUGGGCGCGCAGGCGCUUUUUCGCGGCGCUGGAGAGCCGCACUCAGGCCUCCGUGCGGAUCCAGGCGGCCUUCCGCGGCCAGAAGGGCCGUGAGGCGGCGGAGCGGCGGCGGGCGGAGGCGGCCGCUUUGGCGGCGGAGGCGGAGCGCCUGAAGGCGCAGGCGGCGGCAGCCAAAGCAGCAGCUGCCGAAGCCGAAGCCGCCGCAGCCGCAGCCGCCGCAGCGGCGGCCGCAGCAGAGGCGGAGGCGGAAGCCGUGCCCGUUGCCUUCGCCGCGAGUUUGGCGAGCCCGCAGGUGCAGGUGUCCGCAGAUGGGACCUCCGCCGCGCGGGUGGAUGAGACGGGCAGUGCGAUGCAGGGGGUGCUUUUUUCAGCCAAUGCGCUGCAAGUACAUGCCUUUGGAGUAUACUUCGAGGUGCAGCUGCAAAAGGUCCGUGUGGGUGAGGAUGACGGCUUAACGCUGGGUGUGGCAACUGGUCUGCCGGGAGCAUUGCCCGACCCGCCGUUUGAGACGGCGGACGAUGUGCCAAACGCCUUUUGCUUUGGUUUCGACGGGAAGGCUGUCUUCCCCGACAGGGAUGAUGCCAUUGUCCUGGACUGGAACCCCAAAGACCUGCAGGUGAACGACCGCGUUGGGUUCCUGGUCACUCCCCAGGGCGAGGGGCAGAUCUUUUGCAACGGCGAGCUGAAGGUGUCUGGUGUGUCGGGCCUGCCCACGGCCGUCCCGCUGUUUGCGGUGGUGGAUUUGUUGGGCUCGGCUGCGGCUGUAUGCCUGGUGCCGGACGCGCAGCCGCCUACGGCGGGAACAUCUGCGACGUUGGAGGUGCCCAUCCGGUCCUCUGCGGCUUCAAUUGGGCCAGCAAGUGCCACGCCCGUACCACUGCCGUCAGGCGCGCCCGCGACCGCGGCUGAAGUGCCAACUGCCACCGUGGCGCACACGCCCAAAGCAGUUCCUGCGCCAACUCAGCCGACCGGCGCCGCGUCCACACCCGGGCCUGGCACGCCAUGCGUGAAGCCUGCAGCUAGCGUGCCUCCACAAAGCACACCGGCUCCCCGUCCACCUGCUACAGCCACUGCACCAAGUGCACCCUCUGCAGAAGUCAAGGCAGCACCUGCCCUUCGCGCUGCACCUGCGGCAGCCAAGGCUGCAGGCAAGGCUGCAGCUAAAGCAUCUGAAGUGUCUGCAGCCACUGUGCUGGCAGCAUCAGCGGCCGGCACACAACCCUCGCAGCAGAUGCACUUUGCCCGCCACUUGUCAAGCUCCCAGGUGCAGGUGUCCGCAGAUGGGACCUCCGCCGCGCGGGUGGAUGAGACGGGCAGUGCGAUGCAGGGGGUGCUCUUUUCAGCCAAUGCGCUGCAAGUACAUGCCUUUGGAGUAUACUUCGAGGUGCAGCUGCAAAAGGUCCGUGUGGGUGAGGUUGACGGCUUAACGCUGGGUGUGGCAACUGGUCUGCCGGGAGCAUUGCCCGACCCGCCGUUUGAGACGGCGGACGAUGUGCCAAACGCCUUUUGCUUUGGUUUCGACGGGAAGGCUGUCUUCCCCGACAGGGAUGAUGCCAUUGUCCUGGACUGGAACCCCAAAGACCUGCAGGUGAACGACCGCGUUGGGUUCCUGGUCACUCCCCAGGGCGAGGGGCAGAUCUUUUGCAACGGCGAGCUGAAGGUGUCUGGUGUGUCGGGCCUGCCCAUGGCCGUCCCGCUGUUUGCGGUGGUGGAUUUGUUGGGCUCGGCUGCGGCUGUAUGCCUGGUGCCGGACGCGCAGCCGCCUACGGCGGCGGCGGCGGCGACGGCUGCUGCCCCAGAGGCCGUCCCCGUAGCAGAUCCCACCUCCGCGCCGGGGGCGCCGACGGCGGUGAAAGUGCCCUUCACCUUCAGCAUUGAGCUGAAGGGAGCCUCGGUCCAGCUCAGCAGCGACGGGCUGCAGGCGGAGCAUGUGGCGCCCGAGGACCCAGAGCGGCUGCAGGGGGUGGUCUUCUGCAGCGGUGCCAUGCCCCAGGUGGAGGGAGGCUUCUACUUCGAGGUUUGUGUGGAGAAGACCCACUCUGCAGAGCUGGAUGGCCUGGUGCUGGGCGUGGCCGCGACUCUGCCGGCGCCGGAGGACUUCGCGAACUUCGAGGCGGCGGACGACGUGCCGCGGUCCUGGAGCUUCGGAUACAAUGGGCAGAUGCGUCUGGAUGAGUCCGACGAGCCGGUGCCCAUCAGCUGGAACCCCAAGGACCUACAAGCCGGCGACAGGGUGGGUCUCUUCGUCAGCACUGAGGGAGAAGGACAGCUGUACCAGAACGGGUCCCUGAAGUUGUCCAACGUCACGGGCCUGCCGGCGCAGGAGCCGAUGUAUCCUUUCAUCGACCUUCUGGGCAACACGGUUGCCGUGCGCUUGGUGCCGGAUGCCGUUGUGGCAGCGGGCCGGACCGCACGCAUUGCAGAGCCAGGUGCCGAUGAGAAGAGCCCGGCCUACGACUUCUCGGGGCCUCUGACCGCCUUUGCACUGCACCCCAAGCCCUCGGAUGUGGUGUUCUCGGCCGAGAUGCUUGUGGCGCAGCGCCGGAAGAAGAGCCAGCACCAGGCCGUGGUCUUUGGCAACGGCGCUGCACCCCGCUCUGCGCAGGGAGUCUACUUUGAGGUGCGCCUGGAGUCAGCGGCGCCGGGCCUGGCGUUGGGCUUCAGCGCGGAGGCGCCGCGGCAGCUGUGGCCCGGGGGCCAGGAGGUCCCCAAUUCUGUGAGCAUCGGCUACGACGGCGUAGUCUUUGCAGGCGGCGCUAGCUCCGCGGCUGAGUGGCCGGCGCCGGGGCCUGGGGAGCGCCUGGGGCUGCUGGCGGCGAAGGGCUGUCUCCACGUGGCUCAGAAUGGCAACUGGGUGCUGCGGGAUGUGCCAGGACUGCUCCGAGACAGCGACAGCGACAAGAAGAAGAAAAAGAAGAAGGACAAGAAGAAGGACAAGAAGAAGAAGGAAAAGAAGGACAAGAAGAAGAAGGCCAAGAGCAGCAGCAGUAGCAGCAGCAGCGCUGGGGAAGCUGCUGUUGGUCUGCCCGUGGAGCCAAAUGCCGCGGCAGCGGCGCCGGAGCUGAAUGUGGUGAACAUGGAUGCGCUGCCAGCCCUCGAGGAAGGAAUUCUGCGGUUCGAGUUCAGCUCACAGGAGCAAGGCCCCUUGGGCCUGCGCUUUUCCGGGGGCUCGCCGCCCAUGAUCCUUCACGUGGCUCCGGGGUCCUUCGCGGACAAGAAGAGCAUCCCCACGAACCACGAGGUGCAUGCUAUCAACGGGCUCGCCCUGCUGCCGCAGAACCAGCAGCGGGUGAUGCAGUCCCUGAAGGGCAGGCCGGUGGUGUUGGACGUGCGGCCUUUGGGCUGGAAGCCCCCGGAGAAGCUGAAGGAGCUGAAGCGGAAGCACGCCCAGGAGGAGGUGGAGAGGCAGGCCAAGAUGGCAGUGGAGAAGAAGAGGAGGGAGCAGGAGGCCAAGAAGGCCGCGGAGGAGGCGGAGCGCCAGGCCGCGGAGAGGGCCGUGCGGGAGGAGAAGGAGCGCCAGGAGCGGGAAGAGAUGCUGGCCAGGGCGCGGGAGGUGCACAAGGAGCAGAGAGAGAAGGAGGAGGAGUUCCGGAAGGCGCUGAACAGCGACCCUGUGGAGCUGCGAAAGGCGGCGGACGACCUCAUGGAGGCGGAGUACGGGUCCGGGGUGAAGGAGGGCGUGCGCCUGCCGCUGCGGCUGCUGACCCGGCGAAAGGAGGUGGCCUGGAUCUGGGCCGGCGAGGUGAUGGAGCUCAUCGGCGGUGGGGCCCCCGACGACACCUUCACCCAGUGA
Molecule: messenger RNA, 4470 nt
Organism: Effrenium voratum
Lineage: Eukaryota; Dinophyceae; Suessiales; Symbiodiniaceae
Source: the annotation of a GenBank genome assembly